This is a messenger RNA of Trichosurus vulpecula (common brushtail), 1074 nucleotides long. It is a transcript of the gene UTS2R, whose product is annotated as urotensin 2 receptor. Gene Ontology annotation, cellular component: membrane. Bases 1 to 1074 code for a protein of 357 amino acids. Gene Ontology annotation, biological process: neuropeptide signaling pathway. NCBI's taxonomy places the organism in Eukaryota, Metazoa, Chordata, Mammalia, Diprotodontia, Phalangeridae. Gene Ontology annotation, molecular function: urotensin II receptor activity. The transcript has a single exon. The record is from RefSeq and is a predicted model, not a curated record.
AUGGAGCUGGGUCACUUCCCAAAUGUCACCACCAAUGCCACCUUUGAAGGACCAGGGGACACCGAUGGCAUUUUUAUUACUUUCUUCCUGGGAUGUGUCCUGGCUUUGAUGUGUCUGGUGGGCACUAUAGGCAAUAUCUAUACCUUGGUGGUCAUAAAUUCUUCCAUGAAGCUAGGAGGCUCCAUGUACAUUUAUAUUGUUAACCUGGCCCUGGCGGACCUCCUGUAUCUGUCCACUAUACCCUUUGUGGUCUGCACCUAUUUUGCCAGGGAUUGGUACUUUGGGGACAUUGGCUGUAGAACCCUGUUCAGUCUAGACUUCCUCACUAUGCAUGCCAGUAUCUUCAUCCUUACUGUCAUGAGCACUGAGAGAUACUUGGCUGUGGUAAAACCUUUGGACACUAUCAGCCGAUCUAGGAACUACAGAAGAAUGGUCACUGGCAUUGUGUGGCUGGUGUCCUUCCUCCUGGCCCUGCCUACCAUGAUCCUCAUAGACCUUCGCACAAGCCAUCGAGAUGGGGUGACCAAACACAUGUGUCACCCAACUUGGCAGCUGGGGGCCUAUAAGGUCUAUCUCACCAUCCUCUUCCACACCUGCAUCUUGGCCCCUGGACUGGCCAUCUGCUACCUGUAUGGCAGGCUGGCCAGGACCUACUGGCAGUCCCAGACAAGUGUUGUCUUUACUGCUGAGAGAACCAAGAGGUGCCCCCGGGAAAAGGUCCUUUACAUGAUCUUCAGCAUUGUCCUCACAUAUUGGAUUUGCUUCAUCCCCUUUUGGCUUUGGCAACUACUAAGCAUCUAUGACCAGCAGCCAGGGAGUAGUGCUGGGAACACUGGAGUCUAUAUCAACUUCAUUGUCACUUGCCUGGCCUAUGGAAACAGCUGUAUCAACCCCUUCCUCUACACUCUGCUCUCUAAUAACUACAAGGAAUAUCUCCAGAGCCACCAGAAGAGUGAUAUCUGUUUGUCUAAACUCAGGAGCAAGAGGUCUCAGCUGUCUGGGAGCCUUGGGCAAACAGAGACCACGGCCAUUGUCCAGAUCAAGGGAACGCUCUGCCAAGCCAGCUCUGUGUGA